AUGGUCAACUCCCUCCGGCUCCUCGCCAUCACUGCGACGGCCCUCACAGGUCUCACCCCUGCCGCCGCAAGCCCGGCCGCCGAACCGGCCGCCCCGACUCUCCUCCCCGGCUUCGAGGUCGACUGGAGCAAAUGGUGGACACGCCAGUUGUUCAGCUGCCCAGUCUGGAAAGGACCUCUUCCUCAGAGCGCACAGGAUCUUGCAGGAAGUACCUGCAACAAUGCCUGGACUCGGACCAUCACAGGAGGUUCCAUCACUGCUCGUCUGUACCAGGUUCCUGGGCAUUGGCAGAAGGAACCUCGCUACAGCGAGAUCGUCAACGGUGUCGCUGCUGCCAUCAAGAAAGGCGUCGGAAUCUUUGGAUCGAUGGCUGGUCCUCUCAAGAUUCACAUCGGCUUUGUCUCGGGCGUCCUCGGCGAUAUCGUUCAAGUCGACGACAACAACUUUGGUACCAAGGAUCCUUGCUACAUGAUCAUCGACUUUCCUCCCGGCACUAGCAAGUACCCUCUAUUGGCCAUUCAGAAGGACGUCAUCAAGGGCAUGUACCAGUGUGUGGAGCAGUUCCAUCGUCCGACUGUUACUACUUGGACAAAGGGAAAUGAAUGGUGGCGUCAAGGCAUUGCUCGCUACUUUGAUGGGCUUGCCUACCCUACCACCAACGCUAUCAUGAACCGCGGCCUCUACCCUGAAGAGUACCAAUUCGGAAUCCCUCUCUACCAGAAUGACGAGGCUGCUGCCCUCUUCUUCCACUUUGCCGACAGAUUAGGCGGAUGGUCUCCAACUGAUGUCAAUAACUGGAUGAAGGGGCAUCCUAACAAGGCAACCUACGAACUUGAGCGGAAGUCGCUGUCGACAGACACAAAGAUUACAUCCACUCUGUGGCAUCGCUUCGUCCUUGCCUGCAGGGACCAGACCAUCAAGUACCCCAACGGCCAGAAGAUUCCACUCAAACUUGGAGGACCACCCACAACCACCCACCCCCUUGUCAACGUUGCCAAAGUUGGCGGCACUUACUCCAAGUCCGUCACAGGUAAAGCUUGGAAGGGCGCCAUCAACAUCUUCUCAAUCAAGGCCGGCCAAAAGAUGCGUGUCACGUUUGAAGCCGACCCAGGCAUCGAAUGGAGCAUCCGCAAGGUUGGAACGACUGCAUGGAACACUGGUAUCAGGACUAGAACUGUUAAUAUUGCGGCUGCUGCUGGUGCCACUACCAAGUUCGAGCUUGCUGUUAGCUCCACGAGGGAUGAUGGUGGGUCGGGGUUGAGCAAGGUCAAGAUGACUCGGACUGCUUAA
Messenger RNA from Fusarium keratoplasticum, 1290 nucleotides. RefSeq lists its product as uncharacterized. The transcript has a single exon. NCBI's taxonomy places the organism in Eukaryota, Fungi, Ascomycota, Sordariomycetes, Hypocreales, Nectriaceae. The record is from RefSeq and is a predicted model, not a curated record. Bases 1 to 1290 code for a protein of 429 amino acids.